AUGCAUGCAUGGGAGAAUAUUCCGAUGGACGCAGAGGCCAAUUUUUCACCAAUGGAGACAGUUCAUGGUUCAACUAUACCAACCAAGUUGACCAUUGUACAUUCCACUGGAGUGUUUUUGCACAACGUUGUCUGGUGCAGCUGUCCUGGGGUCGAUUCCAGUACCACUCGACCACAGACUGCCUUUACUUUUGAUGUCCUCAAUCAUUUUCUAAUUGAUGCACUGGAGUGCAAGACUUCAGCAUCCAGCUUCUUUGAAAAAAUCCGUCGAAUGACCAAUAACUGUUUCCCAGAUACUGUUCCUAAUCGAUAUCGAGAACUUAUGAGAGUGUCUCGACUGUGGAGAGACUUGAUGAGUCGAAAAUGGUUUGGCUUUGCCCAUAAUGAUGAGCAGAAACCGGACAAGGGUGAUCUGGCUUGUUGGCUUGUUUCACAAAGAUAUGUGGUAGACGGGAACUUCACUGCUCAACAUAUGGUAAUGAGAAAACCACAGUUGGACAUUAGUUUGUCAGAUGGGCUUGGGUAUAUGGUGAAAGAUCAAGAAUACCAGACUCAUCUGUCAUCGGCUGUAGAAAGUAAAGAGUGGUCUUCUUGCAGCAAUCAUCGUGCAGUAAAUGCAGCCAAUAUCAGCAGGAGCAAUCUUCGAGCUACAGGUGUAGGAGCAACUGCUUGUGCUCGACAUGGAUGCUUUGUUCCUCAUAGUAUAGUUGAUUUUCAGAAGGGCGAAAGACACAUGAAUAUCGACUACUCAAUAUGCAAUGCAUUGAAUUAUCAUUCAGCUGGUAUAGACUCUUCCCUCAUCAUUUAUGAUGUGGGGUUGAAGACUCUCUUGAAAAAGUACAAACGGGCUCUCAAAGGUGUUGAUGACACAAAGUCUCCCUUUGACGAGCUCACUCUGUCUCUGGACCCUGAGAAGAUUUCGAUAUGGAAGAUCAAUGAGAAAAAGGCCAUGGAACAACGUGGAGAGUAUCUUGACAUCUAUCAGUUGCAGAUGAACAAAGCUCCAACUAUGGCAGAGAUUAGACUCAAAUUAACUGAGUCUGAGAAUACCGACACUAGCAAACCUGGGACAGUCUCUUGGCUCAUUACUGGCAUCAAUCUGGAGGAUUUACAGGAUGGACUAAGGGCAGAUAUUCGACAACUUCCUACUGAUGCAACCCCAGGACAGAAAGUUUCUAUAGAAGAGAAGCGACAGAGAUUGACAGCUAGGAUAGCUAAAUUUCAUGAAACAGCUGAUGCCAUGACUGCUGGUAUGGAUCUUGGAACUGCAACAGUGCAUUCCGACGAUCCUAGAUUCUGCUAUGCAGGUCAUGAUGAAAAUGGUUGGGGAGAGGUCUCAGAUGAAGAGAUCUCAGAGUAUAUUGACGAAGAAAUCUUGGCUGAAGAGAUGGGUAUCUGGAUGCCAUCAUCAGUGCCCUACCAGGAUGCAUUGGCUCUCGGACUGGGUCCCCUCCAAGCUGAAGAAUUAGAACUUCGAAAGGGCCAAGCCAUUGACUGCCUCGAAAAGCUUCGAAUGGCCCUUGGUCAUAAGGCUAUCAUCUAUCGUCAGUAUUUUCGAAGUGCUAAUUCUACAUGGGCUGGGACUAGGUCAAAGCAAGAAGCUCAACGCUGUCAGCUCAAAAUUGACAAGUGUGUAAGAAGCUAUCAGAGGGCAAGGUCAGCAAUGGAAGGUCUAGGCAUGGACAAAGCCACCUUGGGGAGUCUUUAUCAGCCAAUAUCGCCUACAGAGCUCAGUAUAGACAAAGAGGUGACAGAAGAAAAUAGAUUUGGACAAGGGUCAGACAGGCUGGCUUGGUUUUGGAGGGGAAAUAAUGCAAGCCAAGGUCAAGACGAUGCCUGGAUAGAUGAAUCUCCAACCGAUCUAGUCUACAGGGUGAACUGGUUGAAGGCUAAGGCUAGAUGGAAUAGAUGGCAAGAGGAAUUAAGGCUGGUAAGACAUGAAAUGGGUUGGACCAUAAACUGGUUCAAGUACCACCAGAAUGAAUGGGAGAGAAGGGGUGGCCAAGCCACCAGACCUGGUCAUCAAGCCUAUGCUUAUCAGCAGGUCUUGAUGUGGGGAAGAUUUGUUGAGGAGGCAGAGAAAAAUUUCAAUGGAUGUAGCUUAGCUAGCACUAGCUCCACUCUAUGUAGUCCACAGCUGGCCGAGAUAAUUGUAUUUAAGAUAUGGACUGGCCAGAUGGUUCCUACAGCAUUCCAUGUAAUUCUGAUACCAAUAACUGACAGAAUCAAGUCGGCCGAAUUAAACCGGCCGGGAUGCAAUGUUGGAAUUGAAAACCAGCCAGUCUUGAUUCUACUGUUGUAA
Molecule: messenger RNA, 2301 nt
Organism: Suillus plorans
Lineage: Eukaryota; Fungi; Basidiomycota; Agaricomycetes; Boletales; Suillaceae
Exons: 14
Coding region: 1-2301 (766 amino acids)
Source: RefSeq, a predicted model, not a curated record